Messenger RNA from Cryptotermes secundus, 3418 nucleotides. RefSeq names its product zinc finger protein 260. Lineage: Eukaryota; Metazoa; Arthropoda; Insecta; Blattodea; Kalotermitidae. Gene Ontology annotation, biological process: regulation of transcription by RNA polymerase II. The transcript is spliced from 10 exons. Gene Ontology annotation, molecular function: zinc ion binding; chromatin insulator sequence binding. The record is from RefSeq and is a predicted model, not a curated record. Bases 160 to 2208 code for a protein of 682 amino acids. Gene Ontology annotation, cellular component: chromosome; nucleus.
CGUAGUGAGCGUUCAGGAGUUUUAGUAGGGUCAGGGAAGAUAGUUUUAGGGGACGUUGAAAUUUAUAAAUCAAUGUAGCAGCGGUGUAAAUAAAAGUUAUGAGCACAAAAUGUUGUUUUUAUAAUGGCACAAUAACAUAAAGUUUCGUUCAGAGACGAUAUGGGAGCUGUGAAUUUAUGUCGCCUUUGUGCUGUGAAUAAAGAUAACUUUGUAGGAAUUUAUGAUGAAGAAGGCCACAAAUUGAGCCUAGAAACAAAAAUUACGAAAUGUUUGCAGAUAGAGUUGUAUCCCAAGGAUCCACUGCCUAAGACAGUUUGUCUGGAUUGUUGCGCAAAGUUAGAUCAGUGCUCUGACUUCUUUGAGAUAACUUCCCAAGCACAAGUUACACUUCAUAUGAUAUUUCCUGGCACAAAAAAAGAAGAGGAAUUAGAUGUAGAGGAACACAAACCUGAAUGCGUGCAAGAACCAGAUCAUGAUUCCAGUUCAUUCUUGGAAGAAGAAAGAAGUGUAGAUCCAGGCCCACCAGUAUUGGUUGAAUGUGUGCUGUCUGACACGCAGGGAGCGAAUGGUGAACAUAAGGGUGAUGCAAGUGGAGACUCUGAGUCAUCACCUGUGCUGUCAUCAAGACGUAAGCGUCGUGUUCCAGUGAGGUGUGCUCAGAAACACCAAAAACAACAAGAGCAACUGCAACAGGACCAACAGGAACAGCAGCACAUAAAAGAGAAACAAAGACCGAGACCAGGUCGUCCUCCAACCAGCAGAAAAACACGCAGGGGAAGGUCAAAAACUGCUGAACCAGAUUCUAAGCAGGAACAGCAGCAGCAAGAAGAGCAAUUGAAACAGGAGCAGCAGCAAACACAGGAGCAAGAAGUGAAGCCAGAUUUGGAAGAACUGGAGCACCAACAAGGGGAACAACAUGUACAGGAGCAGGAAGAAGACAAAGAACAAGAACACCAACAGGAUGAUUCAUCAUCUGCUAGGAAGCGUCGGGAUGGCUGGGAAAAAUACCCAUGGAUGUGUACUGAUUGUUCUCAGGAAUUACCAAGUAUGCAGGCAUUGCGUACACAUCAUGUGACAGAUCACAAUCAAGCUCCCCGAUUUAUGUGUGCUCAGUGCUCAAAGGUUUACACUAAGUACUAUGGUUUUGUGAGUCAUGUACGACGGCAUCGCAACCAUAUGAAAUUUUGCUGUGAAGAGUGUGGAAAAUGUUUUUCCAACAAAAAAGUGCUUGAGUCACACCGCGCUACGCAUUCAGAUGCACGUCCAUUUGUUUGUUCAGAAUGUGGUAAGACCUUUCGCCAGCAGAGUGCGCUUUAUGUUCACAACCGAUCCCAUCAGCCUGAUGAUGUGAAAAACAAAUAUCCAUGUGAUCAAUGUGACAAGCGGUUUUCAACAAAACCAAACUUAGUUACACAUAAACGAAUCCACACAGGGAUCCGAAAUUUCACAUGUGAUCAGUGUGGCAAGAGUUUCAUCCAGAAGGGUAAUCUAGAUGCUCACCUACUCACACAUUCAUCAGAUAAACCCCAUUCCUGCCCUAUAUGUAACAAAGGGUUUAAGACUCCACUCCAGUUGCGGAAACACCAAACAGUACACACUGGUGCCAAACCACAUCAGUGUGAUGUGUGUGGACGUCAGUUUCGUGAACGAGGGACGUUAAGAGAGCAUCAUCGUAUCCAUACUGGUGCAAUGCCUUUUACUUGUGAGUUUUGUGGUAAAAGUUUCCGCUUCAAGGGUAUACUUACGACACAUCGCCGUCAGCACACAGGAGAAAGACCAUACUCUUGCUUGGAAUGCCAGCAUCACUUUACCAAUUGGCCCAACUACAAUAAGCAUAUGAAACGUCGGCAUGGUAUAAACACAAGCCACCAGCCAGAUCCUAAUAAAAUUGCGGCAGCAGCUGCUGCAGCUGCAGCUGAAGCAGCAGCAGCAGUGGCAAACAACACUUCUAUUCCCUCUGUUGUAUCUGCUACAAUGGCAACUCACAAUAUCUUCGUGAAUCAGGGCACAAAUCCAGGACACGAUGAACAACAUCUAAUGAACCGCAGUGAUCGUGGAAUGCAGUUCUAUAAUCCAGCCCCUGCGCCCCCAUAUACAGCAGCUCCAAUAUCUGCUGGAACAAUGUUUGGAUUUUGCAAUAUUCCUCAAUUACAACAGGGUAUUGACACGAGUACUAUUGAAAUGUUACAUUCUGUGCAACAAAGAUAACUUGGCAGAUCCCUCACACCCUGUGGCAAGAAAUGGAAAUUUUAUUGCAAGGAAGAUUAUGGAUUACUGAAAGUCGGAUGUUAAGGAAACAAGUGUUGUCAAAAUGCAAAUAGAUAUUGUAAAUAAGUUAAUUUGUUUAUGUUAGUUUCACCUUUAAAGCACUAAAAAUACAAACAGUUGAAAAAUUAUCACUGUAGUGUGAUCGGCCCUUACCAAUAUAAACUGUUAAGAGUGCUUGUUUCAUGCUUUCAAGCUGCUGGUGUUGUGUUUUCAGGUACCUCAGUUUGACUGGUUGCAUAUAGUUACCUUAAAGAUGAUUCAGUUUUAUGAACUGUGUGGGUGUGAUGCUGUCUUAACCUCAACUGGUUUGGUUCCCAGUGCGCUAAUAAAGAGCUCUGCCAUCUUGUAGAAAAUAAAUUUAAGUACAAGUCUCAUGACCAUGAGCGCACAUUUUGUUGUGUACACUUCCAAAGCCACAGUUAUGUGGAAUCUGUGGAGAAUAGAACUGCUCUGGGACAAUUUUAAUCAAGGUUCUCCCAUUUCUCAAGCAAACAGUUUUGCUGACCUGUGCAUUAUUCAUUAUUAAAGCUACUUAAGAUGAUAGUUUGCAGCAUUGUAAAUUAACAUAUUAGUCAUUCCUAUUCUAAAGUUUCUGCAAGUAAUGUAUAUUUGUAGCAUGUAUUUUUCCACACUAUUUGUAGUGCAGCUUGGAAAGUAUUAUAUAAUUCAUACAUUUCUGGUAUAGCAUGUCAUACACUUGAAAAGAAAUGAAUAUCAUUAGAAAAAUGAAGACUUUUGACCACUGACUACACUACAUGGUGUCAAAAUCCAAUUUUAAUCGCCACAUUAUGAAAACCUAAGAUAUGAGACAUUUAGAUUGUGGUUUUCUCAGAUGUGACAACAUGUAGUUUCAUAGAAGAGUGUAACCUAAAUAAUCAUCACCAUGAGAAUCUUAAAUCUCAUGUCUUUAAAAUUUAGACCAUAUUCUGACUUCAUCAGUAAUACCUUUUUUCUAAUGGUUCUUUGGGCAUAGUUGCAUUUUAACUCAUAAUCACAUGUAAUACUUUGGAACUGACUAAUGAACAGUUCCAAAAUAAUUUCUAAUGUACUUGACUGACUUUAGCAACAGACUUGUUCCAGAGUGUUUAACCUUUAAUGUACGGACUUUUAAAUUGCUGGCAGACAUCUGUGGCCGGAAUUUAAAUGGUGC